This is a messenger RNA of Lingula anatina, 1223 nucleotides long. RefSeq names its product endochitinase. Gene Ontology annotation, biological process: carbohydrate metabolic process; chitin catabolic process. Gene Ontology annotation, cellular component: extracellular region. Lineage: Eukaryota; Metazoa; Brachiopoda; Lingulata; Lingulida; Lingulidae. The record is from RefSeq and is a predicted model, not a curated record. Gene Ontology annotation, molecular function: chitinase activity; chitin binding.
ACGACUGCAGCAGGUACUGUCUUUGUGACAUUUUAAUUAAUAAGAAGAUCACAGAAAUGUCGUGCCAUGCAGGGACCUUUUUCAAUCCAGCGACAACUUUGUGUGAAGUUUCAAGUUCGGUCUGCGGUGGACAAUUGGCAAUAGAUACGACUUAUGCUGGGGGAUGCAAAAAAGAUGAUUGCGUCGUGAAUGGUGAGUAUGCACAUCCGACCACGUGCUCUUCGUACUGUUCCUGUCACAUUGAUGGCACCGGUAACGGCGCUUUGUACGAGAUGCAGUGUCCCUAUGGACUGUAUUAUUACCCACCAGAAAAACAGUGCACCUACACCAACGACCACUGUACUGAUGGUCAGGGAGGAGGCGGAAGUGCGGGGACGACAGACUAUUGUUCAACAGUUCUAUGUACAAAAUGGUGGCCAUACGAAUCUCACGAGGAUUGCACUAAAUAUUGCGUAUGUUCGGCUUUGGGUGGCUACGACGCUUACGAACAGGCUUGCGCAUCUGGGACAUAUUAUAACGAACUCUUAGGGUACUGCGAUACUAGCAAUGAGGUAUGUUAAAGACAGUUGAUUUCGCCGCCCAUCUUAGAGCAGGAGAAGUUACUGGACUGCGUCUUUUUAAAACACACUACAUUUUCUACUUUAUUUGAUAAUUCUAUAUUGAAAAUUAGGAUGGAGGCGCAUGUGCACGUGUACUUUUCAGACAACGAAGGUAAAAAUGGUUUACAGCACAAAAAUGAUAAUAAAGUGGCCUAUACUUUGCUAAUUGACAAUGAGUUGGCCAUCUUUAGUAUAACAAUUGAUAUUGUGGAGUUCAAAAAUCAACUGAAACGUUUACAAUUUUCUACAGUAUGUAUUCUUACCGUCACAAUCACAGUCCGCCUUUACACAUUUUUCUCAACCGAGAGACUAGUUUCCGUGUGGAAUCUGCACUGUGCAAUAGUAGUUCAGUGUGGAAUCCAUUACGUGCAACAAUUAGUCUGGGAGUUUGCGCAACUGCAAGACAUGUAGAGGCUGGAGAGGGAUUCUCUCUUUUUUUAGGGUCAUUUAUUCUGUAAGCCGCUUAACGUGAAUACCAGCGGUUCGAUUUCUCCCAAACAUCAUCACUGGUGGAUGGGCAUAUCAAAGAUUUUGAAAAAAGACUUAUAUGAAAACUUAAGGCUUAAAUCAUGUUGUGGUAUGGGUCCAGUUCACUUCACGUGCUCAUCACUUAAGGCCUUUUAU